Molecule: messenger RNA, 579 nt
Organism: Echinococcus granulosus
Lineage: Eukaryota; Metazoa; Platyhelminthes; Cestoda; Cyclophyllidea; Taeniidae
Product: Histone H1.2
Exons: 1
Coding region: 1-579 (192 amino acids)
Biological process (GO): nucleosome assembly; chromosome condensation; negative regulation of DNA recombination
Cellular component (GO): nucleosome; nucleus
Molecular function (GO): double-stranded DNA binding; nucleosomal DNA binding; structural constituent of chromatin
Source: RefSeq, a predicted model, not a curated record
AUGGUUGCUGCGACUGCUGCAUCUGUCUCGAAAGCCUCCAAAGCUGCAAAGGCUCCGGCUUCUCACCCACCUUUCGCUAAGAUGAUAGUUGAAGCUAUAGCCGCGUUGAAGGAGAAAGGGGGCUCUAGCCGUCAGGCCAUCCUAAAGUAUAUCAAGUCGCACUACAAGGUGGAUGAGCGGAUCGCUGAGGUUAACGUUCGGAGGGUCCUCGUCUCAGCUACUGCUUCUGGCAAGCUGAUUCGGGUGAAAGGAGCCGGGGCCAGUGGCUCCUUCAAGGUUGCCUAUAAAGCUGAAAAAGCGCCUGCUGUAUCAUCGGUCGAGAAGUCCAAGAGGGCUGUUCCUGCGAAGCCCAAAAACGUGAGUGCUGCGGUAAAGAAGCCUGUCGCUGUAAUUUCGGCACAAGCCCCUAAAGCGAAUCCCAAGCCGAAGAAGGUUACAGCCGCGAAUCUCAAAAAGGCGCAAGUCAAAAAGGUGACGAAAAGGGCUGCAGCCGCGACCAAGAAGGGGAGAGUGGUCAAGACGAAGAAGCCUGCUGCUAAAAAGAUGCCCAAGAAGUCUGCCAUUGGCGCCAAGAAAUAG